AUGCCUUUCGACAUUGACACCACUCGCCGGAAUAAGGCGCCUCGACCUCUCUCAGACUCGGAACGCGCCCGCGUAGAAGAGUUUAUCGACUCGAUCCACUACUCUGCCAGAUACUCCGACAGCGAAUACGAGUACCGUCACGUUCAACUCCCCAAAGCCAUGCUCAAGGCCAUUCCCAAAGAUUACCACGACUCUUCAAAGGGAACCCUCAAGCUUUUGUGGGAGGAUGAAUGGCGAGCUCUUGGCAUUACUCAGAGUCUAGGAUGGGAACACUACGAAGUCCACGAGCCAGAACCACACAUUCUUCUCUUCAAGCGACCGCUCAACUUCCAACCACCUCAGUAA
Molecule: messenger RNA, 345 nt
Organism: Fusarium poae
Lineage: Eukaryota; Fungi; Ascomycota; Sordariomycetes; Hypocreales; Nectriaceae
Gene: CKS1
Product: Cyclin-dependent kinases regulatory subunit (Cell division control protein cks1)
Exons: 3
Coding region: 1-345 (114 amino acids)
Biological process (GO): regulation of mitotic cell cycle
Cellular component (GO): SCF ubiquitin ligase complex; cyclin-dependent protein kinase holoenzyme complex
Molecular function (GO): cyclin-dependent protein serine/threonine kinase activator activity; ubiquitin binding; histone binding
Source: RefSeq, a predicted model, not a curated record